AUGAAGGGGCGAGGGAGUGGCCAAGGCAGUGGCCACCCCGUGGUCGUCGCCGUUUUGUUGGCCCUCGCGUGCCUUCUCGUGUCCGCACGUCCCACACUGGCUCGCAAGGACCGAGACUUCAAGCCACACUCCCAAACCAGCCUUCCGCUCAAUGCUGGGCCGGGGGUGACGAUGGACGAGCUGAACAACGUGCGCCAGAGGCUGGACGUGCUGCCCGACCACCUGUUCGCCAUGACCCACAACAACCUCAUGCUGCGGUUUCAGCUGGGCGGCGUCGUGUGCGGCCGAAUUCCAGACACCGCGUUUUGCCUGCAGAGCCUGCCCACCACGCGUUGGAUUGGCAGCAUCGUCACACACUACCCACUUGGCGUGGGUAACCUCACUGUCACGGACGUCUCCGCCUCUGGGUUCCGCCUCACGUCCACGUACACCCUGGACGUGUCGCGACCAAACGAGACCAUCAGCACGGGCGCCAUAUCCAUGUUCAGCCAGUUUCUCCCGCCAACACAGAAGGACAUUAUGACGCGCGGCGAAAUCGAGUUCACCUGCGCGCGAAACAUCACGGUGCCGACAUUCCCCCACCUGAGCCUGGGCAUCGACCGUAUCAUGGAGGAUGGCAUGGUCGUGCACCGCUACCGCCUCGUGGCCGCCCACCACUGCGUCUGCUCAACACCAGACCCAUCCUCCCCCUCAUCAUCGUCAGCAAACGGCGACGGUGCCUCCACCUCAUCCUCCUCUGCAACCACACCUCUGCCGCUGGCGUCGUCCACAACCGCCGGUUCACCAUCCUCCUCCUCGUCAACAUCAGAGCAUUUGCUUGCACACCCGUCUUGCGAGUACUUCAACACCACGUACAGCUACGCCUCUGCGAUGGACGAGUGGGAGCGCAAGUCGCCAGACCACAGCUACCAGGCGCACAAGUGCUUCACCCGCGUCUCGGGCCGCCUCUCAAUCUGGGCCGGCAUCGGCACGCUCCUGAUUGCGCUCAUCUGGGGGAUGGACGUCUGGCUCGGCGUGCCCCUCAUCGCGUGCGAGUCGUGCACGGGCGCAGACAGACAUGUGGACGAAACGUCCACCUGCCGCGGCCGCUGUCUGACGUCAUCGGCACCGCGGCACCGCCUCCACCCCAUCGGCACUGCACGCUACAUCUGGACCUUUGGCUUCCUGGACGUGCUCACACCGCCCGUAAACAUGCUUGAGCGGCGUGACUCCGCGUGGGCAACCGCUGCCGGGUUUGGCAUGAUGAGCCUGACCAUCCCCUUCGUCUUCAACGGCGCGCUGGAGCUGACACAGAUCCUUGAGCUGCUGCUCUUCUUCACGCCCAUCCUCCUGUGCCGGCAUGCGCGCGUGCCGUCCAUCGGCUUGUGCCUGGGCUGCUUCUUCUCCAUCAUCGCCCUGGGCGAGAUUGGCACGCUCAUGGGCUGUCUUGGCCGCACGUCCUCCUUUGUGAACCUCAUGGCGACCCUCCCCUCCCUGCUCUGCGCCAUGCUUGUUGUCAGCUGGUACGUGCUUGAAACCAAGCGCCGCUUCGUGGCCCUGUGGCUCUGGUUCAACGACCGUGGGCCCAGGCCCGUCUCCUGGCGCGAGCGCGCCCUGCUUGCCCUUGACCGCAGCGGGUAUGUUGCCAGCCUGCUUGCCGACAAGAUCAAGGUCAGCCUUGGCGAGUCGCUCACCUGGAGCGCGUUCCGCGCCACCAUCCUCGGCCAGGACAACUACAGCGUGCCCACGCGGCUGCUGACGGCUGUGAUCCUGGCCAUCAGCUGCCUGGUGAGCCUGCUGCCGCUCACCAUGUCCUAUGCGAGCCUGGCCGGCGCUGCGGUGGAGUGGAUCAUGUCCAUGGGACACUGCUGCUCAGGUGUGCAGUGCGACCCGACACCGGGGUCCAGCCUGUGGAUCAGAGACGCGUUUGACCUCGGUUACGGCAUCCAAGUUGGGCGCGGGCACUCGUGCUCGCGCGACCAGAUUGUUGUGCGCCGUGCCGUGAGCUACGGCAUGACUGUCAGCACCUCUGUCACCGCUGUGGCUGUCACCUUCUCGCUGCUGCAUGUGCUUGUUGUCUACCGCAAGCGCAUGUUUCUUCUCUUCCGUGGACGCCCCGAUUUCAUCACAAAGCAUGUCCCCAUGGACAAGAGUAUCGGCAGCACCCUCAAGUUUGGCGGCACGCAGGUUGCGAGUGCCAUUGGCGGAUGGGUGCUGGGCACAUGUGUGCUGACGCUGCUGAUUGGCUUCAUUGCCAUCUCCACCGUGCUGCCGUUCAUGAACAUCUACGGCGACUGGUUCUGGCCCUGGUGGUUCCAGUUUGUCAUCUACAACCACGAGACCGGCGCCCUCGGGUUCCCCGUCAUCCUGCUCAUCAACUACUGGCUGCUGCUGUUCUGCGUGCGGUUUGUGUUUGAGAUCUCCAAGAAGGACCACGGCCUGCAGCGGCGCGGGUUCUUCCACCUGAUGGACCUGAUCCAGUUUAUCUUCUACAUCCUCAACGCGCUGCUUGGCCUCAUCAAGCGUGCCGUCACCUCCAUGGUGCUGCAGGCCGUGUUUGUCAGCCGCAUGGACAAGAGCCUCAUGCCCCGCAAGUACGAGCUCACGGACAAGUCGUACGUCGCCUACUUGGGGUUCAUGCAGCUGGACUACUACUACUCCCACCCAGUGCUGCUCACCGCCGUCUACUUCUUCCUCGCGGGCACCCCGCGCGACCGUCGCACAGCACGUCGGCUCGGCAUCCGCCUGUGGCGCUCCCGUAACCGCGGCGACCGCGUAUCGCUCUCGCGUGUCACGUCCAGCCCGCGCAGCCCUGACAGCGGCGGCGGCGGUAUUGAGCUCACCAGCAGCAUGGAGUCGCCUGGCUUGCAGCUCGGCGGAAGCGCCUCGUAUCAAGACAGCAUCAACGGCAACGGCGCGUGUGUGCCCGAGUACACGUGGCGGGUGCGCAACCGGUUCUGGCUGGCCAUCACGCUGCACAACAACCCGCAGCUGAAGGAACAGCGCAGCCACUACCUGCGGGCCAAGGCCGAGGAGCAACGGCUGAAGGAGCUGAGGGAGGCCGCCAAGGUCAUGCGCAGCCGCCGCAUGUCGCUGCACGAGAUGGCACAUCGCGUCACGCGCGCGUCCGCACACGUCGCACACACGCUCGCGGGCCUGCGCUACCACGCCAUGGACAACCAGCCCGCAAGCACGGCGGAGAGCGGGCGUGACUCGCCAAAGGCCCUGCUUGCCGACAGCGCUGAUGGCACCAACGGCACGAAUGGCACAAAGGCGGUGGCGAGCGGCAACGGCUACCAUGGCGGUGGUAUUGGGUUUGGGCGGAGUGGGAAGAACAAGUACCUGCGCCACUAUCGCCAGGACAGCACAGAUGAUCACGAUGACGAUGAUGAUGACGAUGAAGGCGAAAACGCCUACGAUUACGGCGAUGGUGGUGGUGGUGGUGGUGGUGAUGGCGCGAAGAGCAGCAGCGACGAUGUGCAUGUGCAGCACCGCCAAUAUGAUGUGGCAGACAGCGAUGGCGAGGCGCUCGACUACACGUGCCCGCCCAACACGCUGCUUGACCUGAGCCAGGUGCACCUGCAGGAGGUGCAGCGCAAGCAGCAGCGGGCCAUGGAGGACGAGGACGGCCUGUACGAGGAGCUCGCAGCCUUCAGCGCCAACCUGGCCGUCGACUCUCGCAGUGGCAGUCGUGGUGGUGCUGAUAGUGGUGAUAGUGAUGACGACGCAGGUGGUGAUGUGGCGCGUGCACGGCGGGGUGUUGGGUCGUUUUCGCCAACAGCGGGAGUAACUACAGCGACGUCGGCGCCGUUAUCAGCAGCAACGAGCUGGAACCCAACACGACGGGCUGGCGGUGUUGGUGAUAUAGACGGUGGUGGUGGUGGUGGUGGUGGUGAUGAGAGGGGGCGUGCGCAGUCGGCGCGGUUGCGUUCACGGGUGGUGCGGGAUGAUGGUCGGAAUGGCGGUGGGAACGGUGCUGGUGAGAGGCAGCGCUCCAUCACGUUUGCAGACCGCCUCAGCCAGUCCACAAGCUCCCAGCUUUGA
Salpingoeca rosetta is the source of this 4023-nucleotide messenger RNA. RefSeq lists its product as uncharacterized. NCBI's taxonomy places the organism in Eukaryota, Choanoflagellata, Craspedida, Salpingoecidae. Gene Ontology annotation, cellular component: plasma membrane. Gene Ontology annotation, molecular function: retinol transmembrane transporter activity; signaling receptor activity. Gene Ontology annotation, biological process: vitamin A import into cell. The transcript has 3 exons. Bases 1 to 4023 code for a protein of 1340 amino acids. The record is from RefSeq and is a predicted model, not a curated record.